CUCUUUUUUAUACAUUUAUAAUGAUUUUUUAAAUUUUGCAUGUCGCCAAAAAAACAAUUAUGUAAUGGUCAAAUAAGGAUACACUUUUUUACUUCUUAUUUUUUAUAAACCUCGAGUUUUCGUAUCUUAAAAAGCCCCUUUAACAGAGGAAUUCCUCCUAUUAUUCACUUUUGCUACGCAGUUAUGAAUGAAUGAGCUCUGGUACGCAUGCGCCAAAUCCCUUUAAGUUUAUAAACAAGGCCUCCACGCAGCGGGUCACGUGACCAGCCACAGCGGUAUUCUGUGUCGAUUCAGAGACAAAGGAUUCCCUAAAGGCUUCCUACCUUCUCCAUUUUAAUGACGCAAUAUAUGACAUGUCUUGCUAUGAUAACAGCCUGUCAGACGUGUUUACUUAUGUGUGCGUUCAGAAACAUUUGCCUAUUACGAUAUUUUUAUUCGCUCCAUUGAUCCGUUCAUUAUGUCUUACUGAAACCACCAAAUGACAAUCAAAAAUGCGUUUAGCACCAUUCAGACGCAUGCAAUCUUUUUUUGAGUGAUUAUUGUCAAGUCUUUCUGAAGAAGCAUUUUAAAUAGGUGCAGCAGUUUCAAUUUUUAUAUGAAAGCUCACAAUUAUUUUUGUCCGUUUUUGUUUCGCAUGAAAUCAGCUGAUGUGGCAGCAUAUGAUGAUGGAAGCUGAGUAAACUGACCUGCAGCCUGUUCAAAGAGAGGAAACAGUAGAACAUUGUGACAAUGGAUGAGUCUUUCGAUCCACUCAAGUGCAACGAGGACCUGCCUUCCUCACCUGCAUGCCACAUGGAUUAUGAUGAUCUGCCAGAGCUGCAGGAGGUAGAGGAGGACCAGCGGUCUCCAGGGUUAUUUCAGGUUGGAGCAGGAGUUUCCCACCAGGAGCUCAGCUGCUCCCCCAGCACCAACUGGCUCACUGAGCUAGCUAACAUUGCCACCAAUCCUCAGACCUCCCUGCUAAAGAGUGCCCCCCUCAAGAGAUCAUCUCCAGUCCACAUUAGUAAUAGUUUACAUUCCUACGCCCGGCCCCCAUUAGCCAGCAGUGCCCCCAACCCGUCCAGAGGCUACCUCAGGGAGCGCAGGCGUGUCAGGGCCAGCAGUGAGUCAGAAUCUGGAGUUUUCUCAAUGUCCUCAUCUUUUUCUGAUGACGAAGACAUGGCCUGGUCUCACUCCUGGCCCUCCACAGCCUGGCAUUGCUUCCUUAAAGGAACUCGCCUGCGCUUCCACAGAGGUCCUAAUGUGGAGUGGCAGGACGCUGAUGAACUGGGGGAUUCUGAUGAGGACACAGAUGAUGAAACCAUGAGGCCAUCCACCUUCUCUUUAAAGAGAUUCGGUUCAGAGGGGAUGAAGUUGGUGAGCCAUGAAGAGACAGUGUCUUUCGGCCAGGCUGUUCUCAAACUGACCUUUGACCCCGGCUCACCUGAGGAGGGCCUUCUGACAGCUGAAUGCCGAUUGGAUCACCCAUUUUAUGUCAAAAACAGAGGGUGGUGUUCCUUUUAUCCGAGCCUCACCGUGGUGCACCAUGGGAUUCCUUGUUACGAGAUGCAGAUGGGCAAUGUGUGCCUGCCCCCAAACCACCCAGAAGCGAUCAACUGCGAUGACUCUGUUGUCUUCGACACCUUCAGAAGUUAUGACUUCACCCCUCUAGACUCCUCCGCAGUGUAUGUCCUGAGCAGCAUGGCCCGUCAGCGCAGGACCUCCCUGUCCAGCAGCGGCGCCGUCAGUCCAGACUGUGACAAACUGGAGCGCUCCGGCUCCCCACAAUCCUCCACCGGCAAAUCCAACAGGAGCAACACCUCAGGGACAGCCAGCAGUGCCACGCCUACAAAAUGCAAGCGUCCAAUGAAUGCCUUCAUGCUCUUCGCCAAGAAGUACAGAGUGGAGUUCACACAGAUGUAUCCUGGGAAGGACAACAGAGCCAUUAGUGUCAUCCUGGGUGACAAGUGGAAGAAGAUGAAGAAUGAGGAGCGGAGGCUGUACACCAUGGAGGCCAAAGCUCUGGCCGAGGAGCAGAAAAGACUCAAUCCAGACUGCUGGAAACGUAAAAGAACCAACUCGGGCUCCCAGCAGACCUAGAUAAUCCCCCAGAAUCCCCGGCUGCAUUUGCUUUGGCAUGACGAGGUGCUGGAGAGAGUCCGACGGACCGCUUGAUGCCUCUUUGCUCUCUCUCGAUUCUUGAGACCCGACUGUGACGCUGAGUUCACUCGCUUUUUGUAACCUUGAAGCAUUAUUAGAGACACCCCAGAAUUAUGACCUAUAAACAAAACAUGUAAUCUAGUCACUAACAGUGCAUAUAUUUUCUUAUAUCUUUGAUGUCAAAGGCUUCUUAUUCCCCCGAUAAGAAAGAACUUUCUCAUGUAUUUCAGGUUAUUUUAUAUUCAAGGGCGAUAAGAGCUGAAAGCAUGUGGUGCUAUGCUUCGGUGUAAAAAGGAGCAGCACACGACAAGUGUGUAUUAAUAACUGUAAAAAAGGGGGAUUUUAGCAAACUUUUCCACAACUUUUCAAAUGGAUUAUAUUUGUAAAGUUCAAUAUAUUGCAUCCUUUAAUGCAUUUUGUAAUGCAGUAUAUCCUGCAGCUGAACCUUUGCCAACUGUUUGUGAUGCUGCCCUGCCACGUCUGUAGACUUUAGCCCAGCCACCCGGCCAUAUGACGAGACGCUUCAGCAUGUGGUGGUGGGUUUACACUCAGUCACAAAGCACUUCAGACCUUCGCUGUAAGUGUUUCUUUUGCACUUUAUAUAAAUAUGUAAUCUAAUCAUAUACAGCCAUUGUAUACUGGUGGAAACCAUUUGUAUCAUACAGCUAGUAUCUUGACAGUUAGCCGCUUGACACACAAUCAUGGCCCAGUCGCCGUGUUCUGCUUUCAGGUUGAAUUUUAAGUGCUUUGUUCAUAAUGUACAGGUCUCACAGCCCCAACAACCUCUUGCACAAAAUAUUCUUGUAUCAUAUUAUAAAUAAUUUUUUAAACUUGCAUCUUAUACAAGUGUUUGGUUCUUUACAUAAACUGUAAUCACAA
This is a messenger RNA of Eleginops maclovinus (Patagonian blennie), 3018 nucleotides long. It is a transcript of the gene hbp1, whose product is annotated as HMG-box transcription factor 1. NCBI's taxonomy places the organism in Eukaryota, Metazoa, Chordata, Actinopteri, Perciformes, Eleginopidae. The record is from RefSeq and is a predicted model, not a curated record. The transcript has 10 exons. Gene Ontology annotation, molecular function: RNA polymerase II cis-regulatory region sequence-specific DNA binding; RNA binding; DNA-binding transcription factor activity, RNA polymerase II-specific. Gene Ontology annotation, biological process: regulation of transcription by RNA polymerase II. The coding region runs from base 730 to 2079 and encodes 449 amino acids. Gene Ontology annotation, cellular component: nucleus.